AUGGUUGUGAGGGAAAUUGUUGGUUGGGGGAAAUUGUUGGGUGUGAUGGUGACCGGAGAUAGUUCAGAUGAUGAAAGUGAAAGUGAAGGUGAUUCUUCAACAGUUUCUGAUUGCGAGAGUGUAGUUUCUGGAACUGGAGUUAUUGAUCGAACCGGAUUGGUUCAGUUGGAUGAGAGUGACAAAUUGGGUGAGAUUAUUGAGAAGAAAUUUGUUGCUAGAUUGAGUUACGUCGGGAUUGAUGUUCGAGUUGAGUAUAUUCAUCGGAAUAUGUUUAAUGCUAGUGAGAUUGCUCAAGCUAGGUUGAGUAGCUUUCAGAUUUAUACGAAAUCUGUGGAGAAAAAGAAUGGUGGAGAUGCGAAUGUUAAGUAUGCUUGGUUUCGUGGUUCAAAGGAUGAGAUUCAUAAGAUUGUUGUUUAUGGAUUUGGGUUUGAUAAUGUUCGGAAGAAUGAUGGUUUUGGUCAUGGAGUUGUUCUCUCUGCUGAUCAUUCUCCUCUGGAAAGGUAG
Helianthus annuus (common sunflower) is the source of this 504-nucleotide messenger RNA. RefSeq names its product probable inactive poly [ADP-ribose] polymerase SRO2. The transcript is spliced from 2 exons. The record is from RefSeq and is a predicted model, not a curated record. NCBI's taxonomy places the organism in Eukaryota, Viridiplantae, Streptophyta, Magnoliopsida, Asterales, Asteraceae. The coding region runs from base 1 to 504 and encodes 167 amino acids.